GAGAUUUGCAUAGUAUAUAUUAUGCAGAAACCUUUUGUUAUUCUUUAUGCAACUUGUAGACUCAAAAGAUUAGAGAAUAGCAGAAUUCCUCUGGGAUCCAAUAAAGACCUGAGCUACUACAAUAUUAAUAAUGCCUUUGUUGGAGCCAAUACUGACACAGACACGAGACAAGCUGACGUUAUCCAACCUACAACUGUUUAUGAAAGUUUAACCACUGCUGGUUCAAACCGGUUGGCUGAUUAUAGUUCUCUACAGCUACAGGAUGUGCCGACAUCAGAAUUGCCGAAUGAUCACACAGUCCAAUUAGAUCCUGGAGUCCAAUACUACAAUGUAUCGGCAAAAUAAAGAAGUGUUUAGUAAUGUUUUGUAUGGAAAUUUUCUAAUUGACAAAGAAAGAAAAACAACAAAA
Ruditapes philippinarum (Manila clam) is the source of this 409-nucleotide messenger RNA. RefSeq lists its product as uncharacterized. The record is from RefSeq and is a predicted model, not a curated record. NCBI's taxonomy places the organism in Eukaryota, Metazoa, Mollusca, Bivalvia, Venerida, Veneridae. The coding region runs from base 22 to 345 and encodes 107 amino acids. The transcript is spliced from 3 exons.